AUGGUUGGGAUAGAAGAUUUGCCGCAAAAUUUAUUUUACCAAAUUUGUUCCUACCUACAAAUUAGUGACCUUGUUGCUGUGUCUUCUGUGUGCAGACAAUUCAGUCAUUGGUUAGGCCGACAGUCGUACUGGAAAUGGCGGUUACAGAAUCUGUGGAAUGGCCAGUAUCCUUGUUUACCAGAAAAGAUUGUAGAUUGGUCAUCGGUGUGUUUUGAAAGGGAGAAAUGUUUCACAAUCUUCGGUAACGAUUCAUGUGAAUGUUUUCGUGUGUCCAAACUUAACGUUGUUAAUGAAGGCAUUGAUGCUCUACAUAUCCCUUUGAGACAUCCUGAAUUACUUCUCGUGGGUGACAGGGAAAAAGUGGUUUCUAUAUUUUCAUUCAAAAGUGGACUGCUUUCCGAUGCAUGGCACCCCAUAUUCACUGAAAGUAAUAGCCAUUCUGGUUGGUUAUGGACCAUAAAUUCGACAGAUGAUACUGUAAUCACAAGUGGUUGGGAUAGUGUAGUAAGAGUAUGGAAGUUGACAAACUCAGGUCUUGCAUCCCAAUCAAUGUACAAAGUAAGCAGUCCCGUUCUGUGCUCAAGUUUUUUGGAUUCCAAUACAUUAGCAGUUGGUACCCAGGGUCGAUAUGUGUACCUACUGGACCUACGUUCUUUUGAAAAAGAACCACCUACUCCCAUGCGUCAUAGGGGAGCUGUUGUUUGCAUGGAUUCUGUAUACGAAAGUGGUUUAAGUUCGGGUAUCUCAAAUGAGUUCAUCUUCAGUAGAAAUAAUCAUGCGAAUGAUGGUCUUGCUCGCGGUGAUCAUAUGUACGCAGAAUACAGCUCCCAUUCAGACUUAUCGUCUAUAGCAGCUAGUGAAGAAAAUUUCUGUGAAUCCGUAGUUGACCCAUUUGAAAUAGGAAAUCUUAUAUUCGACGAUCGUGCAUCCAUUUCACCAAAAGUGUCUGCAAAGAGUGAACAAGAUAAGAAAAUUAAUUAUAAGCGAGAGGACACAGAGACUUUUGCUGAUAAUCUCAGCCAGUCCCGUAAAUACUCAUUCUCCAAUUUUCAUCUCUUCACUGGGAGCAGCGAUCAACACAUUGCUGGUUGGGAUGUGAGAAAUGCAUCGCGUCCAGUCCAUAAACUCAAAUUGACUAGCUAUCCAAGAAAAAUAUCUCUACUGGAUGAAACUGAAUUAUGGGUUGCUGAACCACCUGAUCGAGUCCACGUAUUCGAUAUUCGUGAUAAUCAGUUAAAUUGUGCAUAUACAAACCAACUACCUGGAUGGGAUCGUGGUUUCGGGGGUAUUAAAGCCACAUCUGGAUGUAUCUUCGUCGCUGGUUUACAUGGCUCUGUUGAAGCCUUUCACCCCACAUGUCCACUACUACCAAUGGGCGAACAACCACUGCAGGAGAAAAUCUUUGCUUCCCCUACCAGUUUAGAAUACUUUAAUGAUAUUUUGGUCUCGGGGUCGGGAGCUGGUUCAAUAUAUAUUUGGUCUUCUUCAAAAAGAAUGAAGUCAUUAAUCUCGUCAGACUAA
Molecule: messenger RNA, 1521 nt
Organism: Trichobilharzia szidati
Lineage: Eukaryota; Metazoa; Platyhelminthes; Trematoda; Strigeidida; Schistosomatidae
Source: the annotation of a GenBank genome assembly